This is a messenger RNA of Myripristis murdjan (pinecone soldierfish), 1930 nucleotides long. RefSeq names its product interferon regulatory factor 10 (gene irf10). The coding region runs from base 286 to 1509 and encodes 407 amino acids. The transcript has 9 exons. The record is from RefSeq and is a predicted model, not a curated record. NCBI's taxonomy places the organism in Eukaryota, Metazoa, Chordata, Actinopteri, Holocentriformes, Holocentridae. Gene Ontology annotation, cellular component: nucleus. Gene Ontology annotation, biological process: immune system process; regulation of transcription by RNA polymerase II. Gene Ontology annotation, molecular function: protein binding; DNA-binding transcription factor activity, RNA polymerase II-specific; RNA polymerase II cis-regulatory region sequence-specific DNA binding.
CGGGUCGCCUCACUAUACAAGUCCGCAUACCACCAGGCGAGGAGGACCUCUUGGUCGAGGGGAGCGAACUGAAAGGCCCAUGGAGUGAGUCGUCUUCAGCCCCUUAUGAGAAGUUCACCGCGGCUACUGCACAUCCACCAGCACUGCCCACCGUAAUACCGACAGGCAAGGCACACACCAGUACAGACCCAGACAUCAACAGCUUGCUGGACACCGGAGCGGGUCGCUUCCGUAUGCAAGUCCGCACACCACCAGACCUUUGUUUCUGUGAGAUAUGUCUUCAAGAUGGAGCAGGAAUCUAAGAUGCGCCUGAAAGAGUGGCUGAUAACUCAGAUUGACAGUAAACGAUAUGAAGGACUCAGCUGGGAGGAUGAAGGCAAAACCAUGUUCAGGAUCCCGUGGAAGCACGCAGCCAAGAAGGACUACAAACAGAAAGAGGAUGCAGCUCUGUUUAAGGCUUGGGCUGUGUACAAAGGCAAGCACAGGGAGGGGAGGGACAGAGCCGACCCCACAAUGUGGAAGACCCGUCUACGCUGUGCUCUCAACAAAAGUACAGACUUCCAGGAGGUCCCUGAGCGCAGCCAGCUGGACAUUUCUGAGCCCUUCAAGGUCUACCGUAUCCACCCAGACAAUGAGCCAGUCACAGCAAAAGACUCUGUUCAGGGUGAGCAUCCGGAGAUCAUCCAGCCUAAGAGGUCGAGUUCACCUCCUAGGACUCCCAUACUCCAGGACACGCAGCUUCAGUGUCAAAGGGAAUUGUUUCAAGCACGGAAAGAAGAAAGAAAUUUGACUGAGAACCUCAUGAGGGAGCACAUGUACUGUGAGUUAACUGCGAAGAGAACCCAGAGUCAAAGCUCUGCUGCUCUAUCCCUCCUCAGCCCCACACCCACUAUAUCUGACUUCCGCAUGCAGGUGAAGCUGUUCUAUCACGGUCAGAUGGUGAUGAAGGUGACCACCAGCAGCCCAGAUGGGUGUUUCAUCCUACAUGGAGGCGUCCCUUUGGGAAAUGAGAGGAUCUACGGGCCCUGUAGAGCCCAGCAGCUUGCCUUCCCUUCCCCGGCCUUGAUAUGCCUGCAGCCUGGCAUGGCUGAAGCAAUGGCCCGCCUCCUCUGUCAUCUGGAGAGGGGGGUCCUGCUGUGGGUGGCCCCAGAGGGGGUGUUCAUCAAGAGGUUCUGCCAAGGCAGGGUGUACUGGAACGGCCCCCUCGCCCAACACACUGAUAGACCCAACAAACUGGACAGAGAGAGAACCUUUAAGCUGCUAGAUAUGCCCAUAUUUGUCAGUGCGCUCCAGGCCCAUCUCCAGGGUGGGGGACCUGCCCCUCGCUAUGAGAUCGAGCUCUGCUUCGGGGAAGAGUUUCCGGACCCCAGCGUGCCCAAAACCAAGAAGCUGAUCAUGGUUCAGGUGGUGCCCUUGUUCGCUGUAGAACUGCUGCAGCGAUUCCACAUGGGAGAGACUGAGGAGAAGCGGCAUACUCUCACCCUCAACACAGAUAGAGAUGAGAUGUAGGAGGGCCCGGCCAGCCUCCAGCUGCUAACUCAACCCUGUGCCAGGACAGGCAUGAACAGUAUAUGAGGGCAUUAUCAAACCUUUGCUUUUUUCCUAUUAGUGUGAAAGACCUCGUCCACAGAGUACAACAAACAAUAGAGGAACCUUGGUGGAAAUGUAUGUUUGAUAACAGACUUAUGUAAUUAUUCUUGCUGCAUUGUAGACUUAUUUACAAUGCAUAUUUUGACCAUUCAAAUUAAUGUCUUUUUUCAUUGAAUUCACAAUAAAGUUGCUUGUUUUGUUUGGUAUACAGCCAGUCUAACAGUACUUAUCAGUUGCUGUCAAACUUGUGUGCUUUGUUAUAGAAAAUCAUUUUCACUGUAUGUUCAAUGAUUAUUUAAGUACUUUUGUACUUUUUAUGGAGCACUGUGACGAGAAUAAA